AUGGAACAAACGCUGGUUGUUGUGAAUUAUCUUCCCGCUUUUCAUUUCCUUCACAAUCCCACUGUACAAGGGACGUUUAUUUUCCUUGUAGCAGCUUCACUCAUUUCCACAUUUGUUGCUCUAGCUUUUCUGUUCUCAUCAACUAAAGAGACGAAAUGGCCCCCAUCUCCACCAAGGCUACCAUUAUUAGGCAACUUGCAUCAGCUAAGUAAGGGUGGAAAUCUUCUUUCCACCUUGACAGACAUGGCCAAAACAUAUGGUCCUGUCAUCACAGUUUGGAUGGGCCCAUCGCCACUUAUAGUCCUCACCGGCCAAUCUUCAAUCUGGGAGGCGCUGGUUAACCAGGCCACCAAUUUUUCUGGUCGACCGUCACCCUACUCUAGGCAAUUUACCAGUGCCUCUUUCAGGACUAUGAUUAGUUCUCCCUACAACGAGCACUGGACUAAGCUCAGAAAGGUUCUGCACAACAAUGUUCUCAGCCCCGUCCACGUUGCACUUCAAAGCUCUUCUCACCAGGAAGCUGCGAAUAAACUCAUCAAGAAACUAGAAAAAGAGAUGAAAGAGAAGAAUAGUGUGGUGAAGCCCUUUCAUUCCUUCAAAAUGAUGGGGAUGAGUUUUAUGGCCCACUUAUGCUUUGGCUUGGACUUUCAAGACGAGAUUUUCUUGUCCAAGCUGGAAGAAUUCAUAGAAGAAGAUAUUAAUCUGACUAAAGAUGCAGAUGUGUUUCUGGAUUCAUUUCCUCCUGCUCGUUUCUUUGUUCCUUCAUCAAUCAGAACGGAAAGAAAAUGGAAGUCUCUGAGAGCUGAUGUUCUGCGUCUUCUGGUGCCUUUAAUCCGAUUUGCUCGCAGUUAUAGAGAAUACUUUAAGCGAAGUGCUCCCAGCAGUUUCUUGAACUGUUUACUAUCCAUUGACGAAGGGGAGGAAGGUGAAGACAAGUCCAAGUUAUCCGAUGAAGAAAUAGCUUUCAGUAUGUAUGAGCUGUGUCUUCUUGCAGUCGACAGCACAUCUACGGCCAUUGAAUGGGCUCUGGCUUACCUGAUAACCAAUCCUCAAGUCCAAGAGAGGGCUUAUCAUGAGAUUAGCCAAGCAGCGCAGGAAGGAAAAGGUGGGUUGUUCGGUUUAGAGGAUUUGAGGAAGCUGCCGUACUUGCAAAGUGUGGUGAAGGAAACGCUGAGAAAAGAAUCAAUUGCGCCACUUGGGGUUAUUCACCAGACGGAAAAGGAGUGUAAGGUGAUGGGCAUCACCAUACCUGCAAAGUCAGCAGUCCUUUUCAAUCUACAUAGCGUGUCGAAUGAUCCUGAGGUGUGGGAAGAGCCGGAGGAGUUCAGGCCUGAGAGAUUUAUGCGGAAGAAUGAGGUGAGAAUGGCAUAUCUUCCGUUUGGAGCAGGAAGGCGGGUGUGCGCAGGAAUGGACGUGGCGAGCGUGUAUGUUCCCAUCACUCUUGCCAAUUUGCUUAAAGCAUUCGAGUGGGGAUGCGUUAAGGAAGGUAGUCCUCCCGAUCUUACUAGGGAUAUUACAAACGUGCUCAUGUCCAUGAAGUAUCCAUUGGAAGCUCGAAUCACACCUCGUCCAUCCUAA
Messenger RNA from Cryptomeria japonica (Japanese cedar), 1578 nucleotides. Its product is annotated as (S)-canadine synthase CYP719A21-like. The record is from RefSeq and is a predicted model, not a curated record. Gene Ontology annotation, molecular function: iron ion binding; monooxygenase activity; heme binding. The coding region runs from base 1 to 1578 and encodes 525 amino acids. NCBI's taxonomy places the organism in Eukaryota, Viridiplantae, Streptophyta, Pinopsida, Cupressales, Cupressaceae. The transcript has a single exon.